Synchiropus splendidus (mandarinfish) is the source of this 2117-nucleotide messenger RNA. It is a transcript of the gene rab19, whose product is annotated as ras-related protein Rab-19. Gene Ontology annotation, cellular component: trans-Golgi network. The record is from RefSeq and is a predicted model, not a curated record. NCBI's taxonomy places the organism in Eukaryota, Metazoa, Chordata, Actinopteri, Syngnathiformes, Callionymidae. Gene Ontology annotation, molecular function: GTPase activity; GTP binding. The transcript is spliced from 5 exons. Bases 173 to 871 code for a protein of 232 amino acids.
GCACAUUAUGUAGUAGUGUCCAUCAGUGCCUUGUUCUACUGUGGGCUGAGAUGACGGCAGAAGCGAGUGAGGGGGUGGGGAGAGAGAAAAAGACUGAAUCACAGCAUUCUGUCUCAGCAUUUCACCGACUUGGACAAGUGCUGCCCGAGCUUGAACAACUCCACCUCCCAGGAUGCAGUGGUGCAAGUGGGCUGGCUCUUGGAGAUCACACCUACCUGUUCAGUCCGAAGGGCCAGAGAUUGAAGACACCUUUGACUUUCUGUUUAAAAUCAUCCUGGUUGGGGACUCGGACGUGGGAAAGACAUGCGUCGUGCAGAGAUUCAAAUCUGGAAUAUUUAUGGAGAGACAGCAAAACACCAUCGGGGUGGACUUUACCGUCCGGACACUCGACAUCGAUGGAAAGAAGGUCAAGAUGCAGGUCUGGGACACGGCUGGCCAGGAGCGAUUCCGCACCAUCACCCAGAGUUACUACCGAAGUGCCCAUGGAGCAAUGGUGGCUUAUGACAUCACAAGGCGACAAACCUUUGACUCUGUCUCUCACUGGAUCAGAGAGGUGGAACAAUAUGGAGCCGCCAGCGUGGUUCUGAUUCUGAUCGGUAACAAGUCAGACCUGGAGUCUCAGCGGCAGGUUUUGUUCGAAGACGCGUGCACCGUGGCUGAAAACAACGGCAUGUUAGCUGCACUAGAAACUUCAGCCAAGGAGGCCCAGAACGUGGAGGCUGCCUUUACCCUGAUGGCUCGAGAGCUGCUGGCCCGAAACGGCCUGUCCAUCCCAGAUGAGGCCUCCCAGGACCCCUCCCACUUCACACUCACCAGCAGUUCACGGCCAGUUUACGGCUCCUUGUCCUCAGAUAAACAAUGUGGCUGCUGAAGAGGUUUUGUGACCAAUGUCUGUAAAUGCAUCUCUUUUUGUGAUAUUUAUUUUUUUUAACUGCACCAUCAACUGAGAUCAACAUAUUUGUUGAAACUUUAAUGGGCAUUUUUAACACCAGGAAAAAUGUCUUGUCCAUCUGGAACCAAAAGACUAGUCAUUCUUGUUAAAUCCUAGUUUAUAUUUAGAAUGUCAAUAAGCCAUAUUCUUGUAAUAUUGUGGAUAAGUUUUUGUCUGCAAAAGAUUUGUGCCUUGGACGCUGAAACAGAAAUAAAUCUGUCUUUUUUUUUUUUUACAAAGCUGUUACAGUGUUAAUAUCAGCUCAUUUUCUCUUUUUCUGUAAAGUCAAAGUCACAAAUUGGUGGAUUGUAAUAUCUUAAAUAUUUCUGAGGGGUUGUUUGUGAACGGAAUCACAAUAAUGUCAAUGAAACUUCAGGGUGUGUCGGGAAUGGGCUGACUUAGAAAUGAGUUGAUUUUGUUGGCACGUUUGAAUUUACGAAAGCUCUACAGUUUCUCAAGUCUGCGCCACAUCCAGUCACGUGAUCACUAACGGUUAAAACAAGCACAGAACGAUCGUUUUGUUUGAUAAAACACAACCAACAAGUGAGUCGCUGUAAAUCACGUUCCUUGUCGCUGUGGUGGUGAAAUGCGGCUGUGUCGAACUCCUUUCUUCUUCUUCGGUCUUAUAGGAACGCAGUGGUGUUACUGCCACCUGGCGCUCGUCUCAGCUUACUACACUUUAUUUCAUAUGACUAUCUCGAUGGUUACGUGUAGGACAAUGGUAUUGCCACUAAUGUCAGGCUUACUAAGUGACGAUGCAGGUGUAUCUCACUGAGAUAUGACGACGAAAUCUCUACCUGCAACUGACAGGAAAUCAACUCAGAAAGUCUAUACAAACUUUAUUUAAAAGCGUUUUACAUUUGAAUUAUUUUGCACUCACAAAAAAAUAUAUUGCAAGACAUCAUGUGUAAAACGCACAUCUUUUAUAAAUAGCACCAUUUUUUUUGUUUUGAUAAUUGUACAACGCUAAUAACGCAAAAUAAAAUCAGGACUGGAUCUCAACAGCUCGUGGUUACUUCUGAAAAUAAGAUUCUGUGUGUAUUUAGAUUAAAAGGUCACUUGGUGAAAUCACUUGUUACUCUAGAUGAAGCAUUGUUUGAACUUGUCAAAGAAUUAUUGAAGAAUAAAAGGAUUGGCACAAUCAAAGCAUGGUGAUUUCCUCAUGGCUGUUCACCUCAGUAUCACU